GAAGAGAAUUGUGAAUGUGAAAGAGAGAGAGGGGGGUAAUGUGAUGGUGUUUUCCUCCUGCGUGCAUCAGUGAGGGAGAGGGGAGUGUGAUGGUGGUGUUUUCCUCCUGCAUGCAUCAGUAAGAUGUGAAGAUGGCGGAGCUGCAGAUGCUGUUGGAAGAGGAGAUUCCUGCUGGUCGAGGAGCUCUGCUGGACAGCUACGCCAACCUAGAGAGAGUCGCCGAGUACUGCGAGAGCAACUACAUACAGUCUCCAGAUAAGCACAGAGCUCUAGAAGAAACUAAAAGCUACACCACUCAGUCUUUGGCCAGCGUAGCAUAUCUGAUCAACACUCUCGCCAAUAAUGUGCUCCAGAUGCUGGAUAUACAGGCGUCUCAGCUACGCCGCAUGGAGUCGUCCAUCAACCACAUCUCACAGACGGUGGACAUCCAUAAAGAGAAGGUGGCCAGGCGAGAAAUUGGCAUCCUCACCACCAAUAAGAACACUUCCCGCACACACAAGAUCAUUGCACCAGCCAAUCCUGAGAGGCCUGUGCGCUACAUCCGCAAGCCCAUUGACUACAGUCUGCUGGAUGACGUAGGCCAUGGCGUAAAGUGGUUACUAAGGUUUAAGGUCAAUGCCCAGAAUAUGAAAGCGGGUACAACUCCACGCACAGCCGCCCCGACCCAGAAACCACCCAGCCCUCCCGGCCCGGGCAAAGGAACCCUGGGGCGGCACUCCCCUUACCGGACGCUCGAGCCUGUGCGUCCACCUGUCGUCCCUAACGACUAUGUGCAGAGUCCAACACGAAACACCGCACCACCCCUGCAGAGCCCGGCUAGAACUGCAUCCGUUAAUCAGAGGACCCGCACGUACAGCAGUGGCAGCAGCGGCGGCAGUCAUCCCAGCAGUCGCAGUAGCAGCAGAGAGAACAGUGGGAGUGGAAGCGUGGGCGUGCCCAUCGCCGUGCCAACCCCUGCCCCGCCCACCGCCUUUCCUGGUACAGCACCUGCCCCUCCCAACCCUCCCAAACCCCCUCCGAGCGUUACUAUCCCUGCCCCUCCAGUACCUCCGCCACCUCCCACCCCGGAGCCAGUGCCCCCUGCCCCUGCCCCGACCCCUGCUCUGCCAGCAGAGGGCCCUCCCGAAAUACCACCACCCCCACAGCUGCCCCCCAACCUCCCCGUUAGCACCAACACCAACCCUGCCGCUGCAACUAGCACCCCCGCUCAAGGCAAUGGUCCUCACUUUUACAGUAUGAACCGACCAAUGACGCGGCACCCCACGCCCUCAGUGGGAGGUUCCCUGCCCUAUCGCCGGCCGUCAUCAGUUACUGGACAGCCCAACAACAUGCCUCAGAACACAAAUCCAAACAUGAUCCAAAACCAGCUCAAUGGAGGGCCACACUACAACCAAAACCAAGCCCCUAUGGCCCCUCCACCCCCCUCUAUUCUCCAGAUCACCCCCCAGCUACCGCUCAUGGGCUUUGUGGCUCGGGUUCAGGAGACCAUCUCAGACGCUCCUCCACCGCCGCCUCCUGCAGAAGAGGUGGAGUUUGAGGAAGCAACCCCGCCCCCGCCGCCUCCAGAGGACUAUGAGGAUGAGGAUGGUGAUGAUGAGGAAGAGUCAGCGGUGGUGGAGUACAGUGACCCCUACGCUGAAGAAGACCCGCCAUGGGCCCCUCGCAGUUACCUGGAGAAAGUGGUGGCUAUUUACGACUACACGCGUGACAAAGAAGACGAGCUGUCCUUCCAGGAGGGGGCGAUCAUUUACGUCAUCAAGAAGAACGACGACGGCUGGUUCGAGGGUGUGAUGAGCGGCACCACGGGCCUCUUCCCUGGGAACUACGUGGAGUCCAUCAUGCAUUACGCUGACUGAGCCAGCGGGUGGUGCCACUGCUCCUCUGUCCAUCAUCUUCCUCAUUGUUUUGAGUGCGCACAUACACACAAACACAAAUGAAUUCAGCUACACUACGUCAUGCACAAGCUUGUUGCGGACAAACAGACUGAGAACUUGCGGUGAAGAAACUGCGGUGGAAAAAAACUGUUCAGAUGUGUAAGAUAACUACAUUAGGAACAUUUAUUCCUCUCUUAAUUUCAGUCUCUUAGAAACAUGUAUCAGAAAAGUGUUGGUUUGCUUGACUUGUGUUGAUAGUGAUCGCUUUGCUUUCGCUCCUAUCCGUCUCUACUCUGGAGGAAUGGGUUUGACUAGCAGAAGGACAGUUGUACGGCCAUCUCGGAUGUGCAUGUUCCUUUUACAUCACCUCUUAACUGUGUGCUGUCCACUGACCAGCAACUGACAGAAAAAGCUUUUGCCAAGAAUGACAGAACAGGGAUUUUAUGCAUAUUGUGGUGCCAGGUAAUAGAGAGAGAGAGACGCAAGUAUUCAGGUGGGCUUCUUUUCUUCAGUUUUUCAUUGCGUUGGGAGUUGAGUUUCUUUUAAACCGUUACAUUCUGAGUGCAGUUCAGUUUGAUAUGUUUAGCAGGAGGAUAUACCAAAGGAUUUCAGUGGCGUUUGGGAUCACGAACAGGACCGACUACAACCUUAAAAUACUUCUUUUUCACCAUUCCUUUACAUUCAUUUCUUUCCGACGAGAUUUUAUUGCUUGAAAUAUUUGCAAGUAUGUGUAUUCUUUGUAUGUAUGAUAAAAAGUAAAAAAACAAAAACAAAAAAAAAAACACUAUUAAAUUGUUCAGGAAGUUUGUGCCAUAAAGAAAUGUUCGUAGAUGGUCAUAUUUUCGGAUCUGAGAGGUUGUUUCUUGAAUCUCGGCACCGGAUGUGGUGUUCUUCAGGAAGAACAUGUGUAUUGUGAUCUUUAAACCUCCGAUUCAUCCCUUUGACCAACUGUGGACUUAAAGAUACAAGACUAUUCUAUAUGUACGUUAUAUAUUGAUUUAUAUUAUAGAAAUACUAUUGUGUUGGUGUAUGAGUGGUGUAGAGACAAGAGAACCCCAUUUAUCUGCAAUAACAAAGGCACAGUUAGACAGUCCUCAGUCGACGAGCUACAGAGAUUUUUAAAGCACAAGAGAUGCACGUGAUCUUAGGGAGAUCUUAUAAAAUGUGAAGAACUGAUUUUUGGAUGAAGAGAUACUAAAAAACAGAAACCAGCCCAAGUUUUAAAACCUCUUCGUACCCACAUGCAGAUAAUGUGGAACAAACUGUACUAAUGCACAGAGACUUUUUCUAUCGAGUACUUUGAUGUCUAUAUGUAAGUGUGUGUGAGUGCGUAUGUGAGCGUGAAACCGAUCGAUUUCACCGUUUCUGGAUCAUUGGUGACUGACUUGCUUGUCUGUGUGCAAAUCUUUAUUUUCAAUGAACGGUCUGUGGCGAGGGUGUGUGAAUUGAGUCUUGCAUGUUGAUCAUUUCUGUGAUUUUCCUGCUGAUGGAGAAUAAACUGGAUAUAUCUGGUGUACUUGCUCGUGCUUCCUCCAAGUUCAAGGGUCGUAGAAGGUUUUCUGCUGGAGCGGAUAAGAAUCAGAUGCUGUUGUGUGAGGAAUUGGAUUUGUGGUUAGAUUUGUAAUCCAGAGAUCUGCUGAAGUCCUCUUAAAUAAAGAGAAAUUAAACGGUUUUACCCUAACAUCUGUUUUAGGGUUUUAUAUUAAGUGAAAUUAAAAGUGAUAUAUAUAUUUAAAAAAAGUCUUUAAAAAUUACACUUUAAAUAAAAAUCUAAACAUAAUUGAGAAUUUUUUUUUAUUACUAAUGCACAAUGCCAUUCCAAGGUCUAACUUUUCUGCACCUCAUUUCCAUAAAUCAGUCAGUUUAAUAUUCAGAAUAUUAAAUAUUGAACCACUUUUAUUGAAGAAAAGUAUGUAGGAAACAAUCACUUCUGUGUACAUGCACAUACGUAAAUUACUGUUUUUAAUGAAGUCUGUUAUGCUCAAAGUCUGCAUUUAUGCGCUCAAAAAUAUAGUAAAAACAGUAACAUUGUGGCAUUAUAAUUAUUAAUAAAUGGCAUUACAGUUUAAAUGUUUUGUAAUAUAAAAAAAAAAAAAAAUGUAUUCCUGUGAUGCAAAGCUGAAUUUUCAGCAUUACUCCAGUCUUCAGUGUCGCAUGAUCAUUCACAAAUCACUUUAAUAUGCUGAUUUUCUGCUCAAGAAACAUUUAUUAUCCAUGAAGACAGUUGUGAUACUUAAUAUUUAUUGCAGAAACCAAGAUAUUAAUUUCUGCUUGUCACCAAGGCAACAUUUCUCAUUUUAAUUUAGUUUACCUUAAAUGUACUAAAAUAACUAAAACUGAAAUAAAAAAUAAACUAUAUAAACAUUAAAAAAAGAAAAGGAAAAAAAAUUACGAACUCGAAAUGAGCUCGACGCAACCUAAAAUAAAAUUAAUCUGAAAAACUAAUUCAAAAUAUUAAUAAAAACUACAAUAGUAUCUCAGUGGUAAUAAAAAAAGAUUUUCUUAAGAAAAAGCUGAUAUAAAGACAAGCAAACUGAGUGGUCAAAUUUUUAUUAGUAUUAAUAUGUUUAACAUUAAAACCUUUUGGGUUAUGUGCAAAGUAUAAAUCAUUUCAACUCAUGUUGAACUGGUAGACAUUUUAGUAAAUCUCAACAAUCUUUACAGAAUUCAUCCAUCAGUCUAAACCCAAUACCUCGGCAGCCCCUAAAUGACAUAAGUUACACAUUUUAUUAGUCUGCACUUUGACAUUUGAUUUAACUUUUGGAAAUUUUCUUUUUUUUUUAAGAUUUAAAAAAUGUUUUGCAUCCUCUAGAUUUGACUUCUCUACUAUAGGAUGUUUUAGCAGUGUAUUAACUUACAGCAGAGCAAAUUCUGUCAUUUAUAACAAAAACCUAGACUAAAGUGCAACUAGUACAAAAAUCAAUUCUAUGAGCAUUUCUUUAUUAUUGGCCAUAUGUCACAAAUCUCUAGUCAAAUAUAUUUCCAGUGUAUAAUCUGGUAUCUGUGACGGUUCACAGUUUUAAACGAACACUAAACAUUUAGUGCAUCUUUUAUAGAUUUCAUUAUACAUUUAUCCUCUGCGAGUCCUUCCCUCUCCCAUGGUCAACUUGGUACUAGUUAUUUUCAUACGUUACAUCCCACACACCCUGUUGUUGGAGACUUUGAGCUCCCCGCUUAACAGAAACCCAGACACAGAAAAAGGUUUACUAAGAGAGAGAAACUGGUCCAAAUGUUCGCCUACACACAAAUGUUUCUACGCAUUAUAUUGCUCUUGGUGUUCAGUCUCUCUGCAAUAUUGAUUGUUGCUAUACAGAGAAACAAAUCUGAGAGCAGCACACACUCCCACGCACACACACACACGCACACACUAACAGGGGAAACAGGAAGAGGUUUAAUGGAAGGAGAGGAAGGGUCAGAGUGGAAUUUGUCAAAAGUGGUUUUAUCUUGUUACCCAGCUGUCUUCACCCCCCUACGGCUCACAGAUAAGCGUCUCCACCACAAACUUGUUCUCAAAGUGAAGAAUCUUGUGGCAGUUGAGAGCCUCUCGCUUCUGGAUACC
Messenger RNA from Onychostoma macrolepis, 5433 nucleotides. It is a transcript of the gene abi2b, whose product is annotated as abl-interactor 2b. NCBI's taxonomy places the organism in Eukaryota, Metazoa, Chordata, Actinopteri, Cypriniformes, Cyprinidae. Gene Ontology annotation, cellular component: lamellipodium. The coding region runs from base 132 to 1856 and encodes 574 amino acids. Gene Ontology annotation, molecular function: SH3 domain binding. The record is from RefSeq and is a predicted model, not a curated record. The transcript has 12 exons.